Messenger RNA from Diachasma alloeum, 2229 nucleotides. RefSeq names its product spermine oxidase. The record is from RefSeq and is a predicted model, not a curated record. Gene Ontology annotation, molecular function: polyamine oxidase activity. Lineage: Eukaryota; Metazoa; Arthropoda; Insecta; Hymenoptera; Braconidae. The coding region runs from base 250 to 1740 and encodes 496 amino acids. The transcript is spliced from 6 exons.
AUUUCCCACUUGUUUUUUACGGCGCGCCAGUUCAAAAAUUCGGAAAGAAAGUUUCCUGCGGAUUUCCACUCCCAGUAGAGUAGUAGAUAGGAUUUAGAACAUGAAAGAGCCAUCCGAUCUGACUCCACUCGUUGUGAUUACUUAAGCAUUCGCUUUCAGGCUGAUGAAAGAUAAUGGAAGGGUUUGCUCUAUAAAAAGAUUCAUUCGUUCAACUGUCCGCAGUUGUCACUAUUGGAAUCAGUAGUCAGAAUGAGAGCGCUGGUAGUGCUCCUUUGUAUGUCGAUAGUGACUUCCGAGGGAAAAGAUCCGAAAGUUAUCAUCGUAGGGGCUGGAUCUUCCGGGAUUGCAGCCGCUUCCAAAUUACUUCAGAAUGGAAUAACAGACGUCACUAUUUUGGAGGCGGAGGGGAGAUUCGGGGGUCGAGUGUACAGCGCGAAAUUUGGAGAAUAUUUAAUUGAUUUGGGCGGUCAAUGGGUGCACGGAGAGAAAGAUAAUGCAGCUUAUGAUCUUGCGGCACCCUUCGGACUCUUAUCGAAAGCCGUUGGCCCAGGGCGAACGGAGGAAGAGCCUUUCAUCCAUCGGUAUUAUACAUCCGCGGGUGAAGCAGUAAUGAAACAACUUGGAGGUGACUUUUUUACUUUUGCAAUUGCCUGUUCUGAUGAUCCAACGGGGGCUGAGAAAGUAAAGAAUGGAUCUUUCGGGGAAUAUGUAGACAACAAGAUUAAUGAAUAUUAUGGUAACCAUACAGAGGAAAUUACUCCCGAUUUGCGGCAAGGUUUAACGCAUGCCGCUAAAUUAGCAAUAAUGGCAUCAGAGGGGGCAGCGGAUUUGAACGAUCUCUCGUUGAAAAGAACGCAAGAGUACGUUGGUGCGAGAGGGUAUCAAGCUGUCAACUGGAAGGAUCGAACGUAUAACACUGUUUUGGAAAUCCUGAUGAAAAAAAUUCCGAAUGCAGAGGAGGAAUUGCCCAUCGCGAAUAAGACCCUGUUGAAUAAACAAGUAACUAAAAUAAAAUAUAAUGGUGAUGGACCGAUAAAAAUAACAACUUCCGAUGGGAGUGAAUUCACAGCUGAUCAUGUGAUUAGUACAAUUUCUCUCGGAGUUCUGAAGGCUGAUCAUGAAAAAAUUUUCGAGCCAGCUUUACCGGAGAAAAACAGGAAUUCAAUUCAGGGUUUGGGUUUCGGAAGGAACGCCAAAAUAUUCUUGUACUACGACGAACCCUGGUGGGAUACUACUGAGUAUGCGAUCAGUCUACUCAUAUGGACAGAAGCGGACAGGAAGGAAAUUGAAAAUGAUCCCGAAAAAAUCUGGAUGCUGGGUGUCGGCUACUCCCUCCCCGUCGAGUACAAGCCAAAGGUCUUAUUACUCUGGAUGAGUGGCCUCUACUGCGAGCAGAUGGAGAAAAUUCCUGACGAACUCUUCGAAAAUCAGACGCUCGAACUCAUCGAAAGAUUCUUCGGCAAAUCCCACAAUCUCACGCAGCCCAAGGACAUCAUCAGGACCCGCUGGAACACCAAUGAGAACUUCAGGGGCACUUACAGUUACCCUUCCCUCGCUUCUGUAGCCAAUAACGCAAGUCCUGAGGAAUUGGGGACCCCUGUGACACGGAAUGACAGGCCUGUGAUCCAAUUUGCUGGGGAAGCUACUGAGCCAGAUUAUUAUAGUACUGUGCAUGGAGCUAUAUCAUCGGGGUGGCGUGAAGCCGAUCGCUUGAUCAAUUUUUAUAAACAACAAGAUUGAUGGGAACGAAUUCUCAACGAACCAAAUUAUUUUUUAUAAAAAUAAAUCAGCACUGAAAAUCCAUUAAAAAAAUUUUAUUCUCUUCGUGUAAUCCUAUCUCAGAGGGUCAUGAAUGAAUCGUAGAUCCCAAAUAAUAGAAAAUAGCCCGACCAAAUAUAAUUUAGCCCGAACAGAUUUAAUUAUCGAAUAUUAAUUGAUAAAAUAAUAAUUCUGAUGGAAUUUAAUAAUACUUUGGCCCGAACAAAAAUAGUAAGUAAGUAUAAAUAAUAAUAAUUUAAUGCCAAAAGGCAUCUACUGUGGAAAAUCCACCUUGUACGUGAUUUAAGUCAACAAGACCGUUGAAACUGGAUUAUUUUGGGAAACUAAUUUGAAAGUUUAGUGAAAUAAUUAGUUUAAUCUGGUUUAAACGUCACAAGUCAUCCAUAAAAAGUUUUCGAGAUAUUCCUGUUUUUCAAUUGAAAUGCUUGUACACACUCUAACUUGUGCAAA